This is a messenger RNA of Lentinula edodes (shiitake mushroom), 2053 nucleotides long. RefSeq lists its product as uncharacterized. The coding region runs from base 314 to 1804 and encodes 496 amino acids. Gene Ontology annotation, molecular function: actin filament binding; phosphatidylinositol binding. The transcript is spliced from 10 exons. The record is from RefSeq and is a predicted model, not a curated record. Gene Ontology annotation, biological process: actin cortical patch localization; actin filament bundle assembly. NCBI's taxonomy places the organism in Eukaryota, Fungi, Basidiomycota, Agaricomycetes, Agaricales, Omphalotaceae. Gene Ontology annotation, cellular component: actin cortical patch.
AGCAUAUAUCUUUCACGAAUAGCAUAUUCUUUUCUACUACUGCACAGUGCAAUGUGCGACUAACACAUGGACUGCUCCCCGUAAGAGCUGUAGAGUUCAUCCGUUCAUUUGAAUCUGUAUUUUUCUUCCCCCUCUUCGAAUCUGACACUACUUAUAUCACAUACUACACCUUGGCAUAACAUUAAUCAUUUCAUAUAACCGUUUUCUAAGUUCUUAUCAUGCUUGUAAAGUGGCUGGGAACAUUGGGUGCACUUUACGUGCGGGAGGAUUUCGGCACAUUGCGUCAUCAGAUAUUAUCCAAGCGCCCGUAUAAAUGUCGACUUUGCUUCCUCGACUUGAGUAUCGGUGUCUAGACAUCUCAAGGAUUUCCAUGAAACUCAACAGUCCCCUUCCUCAGCCUCUUCCGAAAGAAUGCGCCAAAGCCGCCAAGAUAUUCAAAUCUUUUGUUGACAGCGGAAACAAUGGCCUUGACGGUGUGAUCCCUCGUCAUGUACUGGAAAAUGCGAAGGGGUUUGCGAUCUUUAGUGUGUUCAAAGCUGGGUUCCUCUUUAGUGCGAGAGCUGGGUCUGGCAUCGUAAUUGCGAAAUUGCCCGAUGGAACAUGGUCGGCUCCGAGUGCAAUCGGGACUGCUGGAUUGGGUGUGGGUGGUCAACUGGGUGCAGAGAUGACGGACUUCCUGGUUGUCCUCAAUUCGAGAUCUUCCAUAAGAUCUUUCAUGGCCGCAGGAUCUCUCACUCUUGGUGGGAACGCUAGUAUCGCUGUUGGCCCUCUCGGACGAAAUGGUGAAGCCUCUGGAUCACUCAACAGUAGCGGCAAGGUCGCCGCUAUGUACAGCUAUUCCAAGACCAGAGGGUUGUUUGGCGGUAUUUCUGUUGAAGGAUCAGUCAUCGUGGAACGUCAAGAUGCGAAUAUACAAGCAUACGAAAACGAUUCGGUUACUGCGAAACUACUUCUUAGCGGAAUGCCGGGAAACCGACCUUGGAUUGAUGAUAGCAGGGAAGACGUCGGGUAUGCGUUCGGGGGAUUAGCCAGCCCAGGCGCAGAAACGGCUGCUACUUUGCGAAAAACAAGAAAAGGAGGAGACAAAUCUCCAUACCCUCCGGCAUCCUGGGGAGAACCUAAAAGCUCAGGCUCAUACUUCGACUCUAGGAUUAAUACUGGCAGCAAUGACUAUACCAACGGAACAAACACGUUUAGCCCAAAGUCUACUUCGCAAUCGUCGAAGUCGUUGUCAAUAAGUGUACCUCAUAGGGAGUUAGACGAUGACUCUGUCACUUCAAGUUUUGAUACCCGAUUUGAGUCAGAUUAUUCACCUGAAGAGGAUUUACGCAGACCGAGUCGAAUGAGUUUGUAUACCCCCAAGGAGCAAGCUGAUCCAUUUGCUUCCCUUGGAGAUUUGUCCGGACAUGGUCGAUCUAUGAGCAUGGCUUCGCCUUCGCCCUUUUCGUCCAACAACCGCCGCUAUUCGUCGAAUCUUUUCUCGAGCUCGCUUCCUUCUUCCAAACUCAGCUCGACGAUGGCAUCUAUGCCUAUAUCAUCUCCAAUUACCAAUGCUCAACAAUAUAUCGCUCCUAAACCAGAGCUUGCUAAGCCUUUAUUGCGUCACGAAGGUGUUGCUCGUGCAAUUGCACUGUAUAAUUUCGAUGGAGUGGAGGUAUUGAUACAGUCGGGCGAUUUAUCAUUGAAGAAGGGUGAUGUUAUUAUUAUCACAAAGAAAAGUGAAAGUUCCGACGAUUGGUGGACAGGUAAAAUCGACAAUCGAAAAGGAAUAUUUCCUGCCAACUUUGUUGAGCUUGUGGGUUAGUGAAAUAGAUGCAAUUGAAUGCUCACUGUAAGACUAUCGGCUACUAAUGAUCCAACGGUUCUUGCUUUCGCUGUCCUUUCUGUAGUGUACACCUCCGCUCAAUCACUGUAAAAUCAUCCACUACAUUUACAUAUCUGUAUACAUCUCUAUUUCGACUACUUUCUGUAUAUUGUAUCACUGCAGCAAAUUCAAUUCAUACUGGUUUGGGGAUCGGGCGCUUAACCGUGUGCACUAGUACUCAGGCGCCUA